AUGGCAGACGACAACGAGCCCCGCACCCUCAAACAGAUCGCCGCGCUCGCCGCGCAGAAACGGCAGGCCAUCGAAGCUACCUCACCAGUGUCCAACCCCUCCUACGCCGCCGACCUCGAGACCGCCAUUCAGGCCCAUCGCGAUACCAUCCAAACGAUCUCCCGUGUCUCUCUCUUCUCCCCGAACGAACCCCUCGACGACAUUGCGACCCCAGACCUCCCCUACCUCCUCACGGAAUCCUUCCUUGCCGACCUCUACCUCAAGACCCCGACCCCGAACCCCAUCGACCGCGAGCUGGUCCUCUCUGAAGCCCGCGAAGCCUACGAGCGCUUCCUAGCCUCCCUCGACUCGUACGAGAUCCUCACGCCCGCCCACAAGACCCUCUACUCCCGCUACACCGACGACCCCGCCGCCUUCUCCACCGUCGCCGCCUCCGACCCUUCGAAGCGGCGCGACGCCAAGAUCGCGAAUUUCAGGGCCGAGAAGGAUCUCAAAGCCCGGCUCGCCACCCUCGCCGCCAAUCCCCGCUACGUCGAUGACGGCGACGAGGAGAUCCUGCGCGCGCUGUACCUCGCCCAGCUCGAGUUUGCCGCGCACAACGCCUUUCAGGGCCUCGAGGGGCUGAACCGCGAGCUCGAGGUCCUCGCGCAGGCGGCGACCGCGCGGCCGCUGCUGCCGGCGAGGGAGACGGUCGAGGAGGACGCGCGCCGGCGCCGCGCCGCUGAGGAGAGCGGCCACGCCGAGAGGCUGGAGCCGCGCCGGCUGCGCAGCAUACUGGAACAGAGCGGGCCGCUGCUCAGCAAAGCUGGGAAGCCCAUGCGGCCCUUUACGCUCGUCGGUUCGCGCGAGGAGGCGCAAGCUGGCGUCUUUAGGACGGGCCAUAACCUGCCGACCAUGAGCAUUGACGAGUAUCUGGAGGAGGAGAGGAAGCGUGGCGGCAUUAUCGAGGGCGGUGGCGAGGCCAGCUUUCACAGACCCGAGCCGGAUGAGGACGAUUACGAAAAGGCGGAUGAAGCUACGUACAAAGCGAGGGCUUGGGACGAGUUUGUCGAGGCGAACCCCAAGGGGGCUGGAAACACGUUAAAUAGGGGGUAG
This is a messenger RNA of Verticillium nonalfalfae, 1095 nucleotides long. RefSeq lists its product as uncharacterized. Gene Ontology annotation, molecular function: protein phosphatase 2A binding. Bases 1 to 1095 code for a protein of 364 amino acids. Gene Ontology annotation, biological process: regulation of dephosphorylation; regulation of signal transduction. The transcript has a single exon. The record is from RefSeq and is a predicted model, not a curated record. Gene Ontology annotation, cellular component: cytosol. Lineage: Eukaryota; Fungi; Ascomycota; Sordariomycetes; Glomerellales; Plectosphaerellaceae.